GAGUUAAAAGUCUAACCCGCCCGCCUGGCUGGCAGUGCCAGUGCAGUAGAAGAAGUGCCCACCACUUGGCGACACCCCGAGAAGUACCGAGAAGGAAAUUGGAUUCAUAUUUUUUACACUUCCAGGCGUUAAUUGGCGUCAUUUCACCUGCUUUCUCCGGACAGGGACGCGCGGUGUCCAGGGUGGCCGGAGAGUGGACACAGGUAGUGACUGUCCAUCAGACUGACCGCCGACUUGCCGCGUCUCUCCUCCACUUCACUCCAUUCCGCUCCUUUCUCCGCUCUCCUCUGACAGAUGGUGUGAAAGCGGCGGAAGGCAGAGCCGGACAACCCCACUCCCGCACCACUAGAAGGGCGGCGCGCCACCACUUUGGCACUGAACUCCGACCGAGCGCCCGGCCGCCCAGCGUCGCGCCACGGCCGGUCACCGCAGAGCGCAGGAGCCGCUGCUCGCUGGAGGGAGAUCCAUCGCGCAGGGGUCAGUUCGAGGGCCACAUUUUGGGCCAGUGCAGAGCGGUCAGUUUGGGGUGGCCAGCGAGCGGCCGGUUUUGGGGCCAGGUUGCGGCCGCUAUACAGGAGCAGCAGCAGGAGGAGGACGAGAGCCGACCCUUCCAGCGCCGCUCUCCGGGCGAUGCCAGUGUAAAUGCCAGGGCGAUGUCCCGACGCAAGCAGGGGAACCCGCAGCACCUGUCCCAGAGAGAAAUAACACAGGAGGUUGAGCAUCCAGAUGGCGGCCUGCUCUCCGGCUCUCUAUCCCUCCACCCGCUCCGCCUGUCCUCUCACCCGCUCCGCCUACCUCCCCACCCGUUGGACCCUAGUCUGGCCCAUGCCUUGCCAUCCGGCCUCCACGCCGACCACGACCUGCUGACCUGCGGCCAGUGCCAGAUGACCUUCCCGCUGGGCGAUAUCCUGCUCUUCAUUGAGCACAAAAAGAAGCAGUGUCAAACGCCGCUGCUGGCCAAUGGCUGCUACGACAAGAUGACCGACCGGGGAGGAGAAGGAGGGAGUCCGACUCUGCAGAGCCUUCAUCACCACGCACAGCAGGUGGAGCUGAGGAAGGUGGUGGAGCCGGUGGAGAUUGGCAUCCAGGUGACACCAGAGGAGGAGGAGGUGGAAAGAGGUGUGAGGGGAGAGAGGACGCUCAUCAAAGGAAUUUGCCCGAAGCAAGAGAACACACCGGCAGGGGGCAGUGAUGAGCCUUCCAGCUAUAUAUGUACCACAUGUAAGCAGCCCUUCCCCAGCGCCUGGUUCCUGCUGCAGCAUGUCCAGAACACCCACAACAUUCGCAUAUACCUGGAGUCCAACCCCUCCAGCACAGCCCUCACCCCACGCAUCACUAUGCCUCCACCCAUGGGCAAUGACUCCAUUCCGCAGUCCCCCCUCACCAACUUUCUCGGGGACAACAACCCCUUCCAUCUCCUGAGGAUGACGGGCCCCCUGCUCCGGGAGCCUCCCCCAGGCUUCAUGGAGAACCGCCUCCCCAACACGCCUCCAUUCAUCAGCCCGCCUCCCCGGCACCACCUGGACCCCCAUCGGCUGGAACGCCUUAGCGCAGAGGAAAUGGGCCUCAUCUCACAGCACCCCAGUGCCUUUGAGAGGGUGAUGCGGCUAACGCCCAUGGCCAUGGAGUCCCAGUCCAUGGACUUCUCCAGGCGGUUACGUGAGUUGGCAGGGAACAACAACAGCACCACACCACCGUUGUCACCCAACAGGGCCAACCCUAUGCACCGACUACUAAACCCCAACCCCUUCCAGCCUGGGCCAAAAUCACCCUUUAUGAGCACCCCUCCCUUACCACCGAUGCCCCCAAACAGCACCACACCUCCCCAGACACAGAACAAGGUCAAGUCCUGUGAGUUCUGCGGUAAGACCUUCAAGUUCCAGAGCAACUUGGUGGUGCAUCGGCGCAGCCAUACUGGAGAAAAACCAUACAAGUGCCAGCUGUGUGAUCACGCCUGCUCUCAGGCAAGCAAGCUAAAGCGACACAUGAAGACCCACAUGCACAAGGCUGGAUCCCUGACAGGGCGCUCAGAUGAUGGAUUGUCCACCACAAGCUCCCCAGAGCCAGGCACCAGUGAUGUCACAGGUGAGGGCAUGAAGAAUCGUGAUGGUGACUUCCAUGGGGAAGGCAAUGAGGAGGAAGAAGAGGAGGAGGAAGAAGAGGAACUUGAGAAUGAGAGUCGACCAGAAUCCAACUUCAGCAUGGAGUCUGAGUUCUACCGGAACAGAGAGAAUGGCUCUAAACUGCCCUCAGAGGAGAAGUCAUCACUUGCUAUUGAGAAGAUGGUGGAAGGUGGAGGUCUCAACUCUAUACAGCAGUACAAUAAUUUGAUAGUUGACAAUCGUAAAAGGAUGCCCUUCUCCAAGAGGGGCUCAGAUGGCCAGCGGGACACUGGGGAUGAGGACUCAGUGGCUGGGGAGAUGGACCACCACCAGCAGGAAGAGAGGACAACCAUUAAUGGCCGGAACUGUGGCUCCGGUGACUCUUUCUCAGGCCUGUUUCCCCGUAAGCCAACCCCUAUCACUAGUCCCAGCCUAUCCAACUCCUCAAAUAAGAGGAUCAAGAUUGAGAAGGACUUGGACAUUCCCCCAGCACCCCACAUCCCCUCUGAGAACGUCUACUCCCAGUGGUUAGUGGGCUAUGCUGCCUCACGCCACUUCAUCAAAGACCCUUUCCUAGGCUUCACUGACUCCAGACAAUCGCCCUUCGCCACCUCCUCUGAGCACUCGUCCGAGAACGGUAGCCUGCGGUUCUCAACGCCUCCAGGCGACCUGCUGGAUGGAGGCCUGUCGGGCCGCAGUGGCACCGCCAGUGGAGGCAGCACGCCUCAUCUGGGUGGAGGUCCAGGCCGACCUAGCUCCAAGGAUAGCAGGAGGUGCGACACCUGUGAAUACUGCGGCAAGGUGUUCAAGAACUGUAGCAACCUGACGGUGCACCGGCGCAGUCACACUGGCGAGAGGCCCUACAAGUGUGAGCUGUGUAACUAUGCCUGCGCCCAGAGCUCCAAGCUCACUCGCCACAUGAAGACACAUGGCCAGCAUGCUGGCCAGCAGAAAGGGGACCAUGGAAACACUGAUGGACAUACACCUGAAAUAUUCACAAACUCUUAAAUUCUGCUUCAGGUAUUAGGCAUAACUUAGUCCUGAAAAAGUCCUGAAAACAUCUUAACUCCAAACUCAUUUACUGCUGCCCACAAUAAUAUGAACACCUGCUAAUCAAAGAAGUGCCAAGAUGAUGAAGAAGAAAACAACCUGACUGUGUAUUUCAUUCCUUUAAUGCUUUUUUAAAAAACUCAUAGAAAAUAGUUGGUGCUUAGAUAAAACCCUGAGAGCUACUGAAUUUCCCAUCAGCAUCACCUCUCUUAAAAAAGCAUAAGCUAAUCCAGUAAGGUUGCAUUUCUGAUGACAGUAGGCUUGCAUUGUCAGCCAAUUCCUGAUAUUUUCUUCAUUUCUGUUUUUAUUGGCUCUCCCACCAGGUUCUUCCAAUCAAAAUCAAAUCAAUUUCACAUUGUCAGCUAGCUUUAGAUUCCCUCAUGUUUGUAUUCAAAAUGAUAAAUAAAAAAAAUAAAAAGCAGUGUUGGGAUGAAGUUAAGAAAAUGUAAUUUUUGAGAUGUAAUAAUGUUCAAUAACACAGAGGUGGAGGGGUUUGGGACUGGGGGCGGGGCUUUUGGAGUAGAGAUGUAAUGCUGUUUGUGAUGUCACUUUAUUUAAAUACAUGAACUGACUCCUAUAGGCUGCGGCUUGUAUUCUCUAUGAUGUCACUGAGAUGCGGCCAGUGGACGCCAUUUACAGGUUACAGUAAACAUGACAUUGAGACUCC
This is a messenger RNA of Sander lucioperca (pikeperch), 3819 nucleotides long. RefSeq names its product BAF chromatin remodeling complex subunit BCL11B a (gene bcl11ba). The transcript has 4 exons. Gene Ontology annotation, molecular function: DNA-binding transcription factor activity; RNA polymerase II cis-regulatory region sequence-specific DNA binding. Gene Ontology annotation, biological process: positive regulation of transcription by RNA polymerase II. Gene Ontology annotation, cellular component: nucleus. Bases 654 to 3110 code for a protein of 818 amino acids. Lineage: Eukaryota; Metazoa; Chordata; Actinopteri; Perciformes; Percidae. The record is from RefSeq and is a predicted model, not a curated record.